GUUGACAGAGGGGGCGUGUUCCAGCGCCCAACGAUGACGUGUUCUUCCAGCGCCACGUCGUGAGGAAGUGGAGCAGUUGGAAGGCGCCGGGCGGAUCCGAGCAGGGUUACCUGUCUGGUGUCUUCUUGUUCUGGGCUCAUCUGCCAGGGCAGGAGCUAUGUCAUGGAUCAAGGAAGGAGAGCUGUCACUUUGGGAACGGUUCUGUGCCAACAUCAUAAAGGCGGGCCCAAUGCCCAAACACAUUGCCUUUAUAAUGGAUGGAAACCGUCGCUAUGCCAGGAAGUGUCAGGUAGAGCGGCAGGAAGGCCACUCACAGGGCUUCAACAAGCUGGCCGAGACCCUGCGCUGGUGUUUGAACCUGGGCAUCCUAGAGGUGACGGUCUACGCAUUCAGCAUUGAGAACUUCAAACGCUCCAAGAGUGAGGUAGACGGGCUAAUGGAUCUGGCCCGUCAGAAGUUCGGCCGCUUGAUGGAAGAACAGGAGAAACUGCAGAAGCAUGGGGUGUGUAUCCGGGUCCUGGGCGAUCUGCAUUUGUUGCCCUUGGAUCUCCAGGAGCUGAUUGCACAGGCGGUGCAGGCCACCAAGAACUAUAACAAGUGUUUCCUGAAUGUCUGCUUUGCUUACACAUCCCGUCACGAGAUCAGUAAUGCUGUGAGAGAGAUGGCCUGGGGAGUGGAGCAGGGCCUGCUGGAUCCCAGUGAUGUCUCUGAGUCUCUGCUUGAUAAGUGCCUCUAUACCAACCACUCUCCGCACCCUGACAUCUUGAUACGGACUUCUGGGGAAGUGAGGCUCAGCGACUUCUUGCUCUGGCAGACUUCCCACUCCUGCUUGGUGUUCCAACCCGUUCUGUGGCCAGAAUACACAUUCUGGAACCUCUGUGAGGCCAUUCUGCAGUACCAGAUGAACCACAGCAUGCUCCAGAAGGCCCGAGACAUGUAUGCGGAGGAGCGGAAGAGGCAGCAGCUGGAGAGGGACCAGGCUGCAGUGACAGAGCAGCUGCUGCGCGAGGGGCUCCAGGCCGGUGGGGACGCCCAGCUCCGAAGGACACGCUUGCACAAACUCGCAGCCAGACGGGAAGAGCGGGUCCAGGGCUUCCUGCAGGCCUUGGAACUCAAGCGGGCUGACUGGCUGGCACGUCUGGGCACUGCAUCAGCCUGAGUGAGGCUGGCCUCCUGCCACUUUGCCCUGCCCUCUGCCUCCAGGGCCCCACUCCCCUUUCUUUUCUUGGUGAAAGGCCCCUCCCUCCUAAUGAUGAAUUGUGUUUCCUUUGCUUGGCAAGGGAGCCUCAGAGGCCUGGUCUGCUGGCCACAGAUACACCUUUUGGACCGCCUGGCCCAGUGGCCCCUGGGAAGGGUUUAGAUGAGAGUGUCCACAAGUACACUAAAGCCAGCUCCGGUCAGCAGUAGGUUUGGAGAGCAGGGAGCCCCAGGUCUUCGCUGCCUGAUCCUUCUGCCUCUGCCGCUUCUGCCACCUCUACGUGUGCGCCAAAUGCACUUUAUUUUUUCACCAGCACAUCCUUUAACACACAGAAUUUCAGGGCAGAGGUCUACCCAAAACCCUAGCCCUUUACCAAUCCAUCUUAAUCUACCCGACUUUCACAAAAGAUUUGGCUCCACCUUGGAUCCACUGGUGAAUAGCUAAUAGGCAGCCUGCGUUAUUUGGGCAAGGAAGGGGAGGGAGACACAGAAAGAAAAUUUGCCCAUCUGCUGCUCCUCCCCCUGGGCUCUCCACCUGGGAUUUGCUAUUGAAUCUCUACCCCCCUCCCACCGCACAGCGCUGAUUGCUCACUGAAAGGCUCAGCGCCCCCAAUGGCGCUCGGAAGCCAAGCGGGUGAUUACAAUCCAAUUACCUAUUGUCGACUCAGCCCACA
Molecule: messenger RNA, 1871 nt
Organism: Lontra canadensis (Northern American river otter)
Lineage: Eukaryota; Metazoa; Chordata; Mammalia; Carnivora; Mustelidae
Gene: DHDDS
Product: dehydrodolichyl diphosphate synthase subunit
Exons: 9
Coding region: 158-1159 (333 amino acids)
Biological process (GO): polyprenol biosynthetic process
Cellular component (GO): dehydrodolichyl diphosphate synthase complex; endoplasmic reticulum
Molecular function (GO): ditrans,polycis-polyprenyl diphosphate synthase [(2E,6E)-farnesyl diphosphate specific] activity
Source: RefSeq, a predicted model, not a curated record